Gryllus bimaculatus (two-spotted cricket) is the source of this 7117-nucleotide messenger RNA. Lineage: Eukaryota; Metazoa; Arthropoda; Insecta; Orthoptera; Gryllidae. The record is from the annotation of a GenBank genome assembly.
AAUACAGCGAUUUAUGCCCUGUAAUGAUGCAAUAUACACGUUAUAAAAAUCGACAAAUUGAAUUUCCGUGUCCAAUAUCAUUGACAGUGUUUGGCCGUAGUUUUAUGCGAGGCUUAUUUAAAAUGAAUUUAUUGGAAUUCAUGCAAAGGGGCAUUUACUGAAGAUCAAAUAUAGAACUACUGAUGUUGACACGAACUAAUACCCAAGAAUUGUCAGUGCGAACAAUGCGUGCUUUUAAAUGCACGCCGUACAAUAUGCGUAGAUUACAGAAUGUUAACGCACUGGAGUUCUUGAAUAUUGUAAGGAUUACUGUACGGACUGUUUAUUAAUAUGUAUAUAAACUAGGACAGGCAGUAGAGAGACUCGUGCCGGGUGCAUCGAUGCAACAUCGGAGAGUGCCGAUUACGACCGAUGUUAGCUGUCGUAGUCGUUGCAUGUGGUCUGAAACACGUUGCUCUGAAAAUGAAGUGAAUUGGGUAUUGCUCAAUGUUUUGUAGAUGAAAAUACAUUAUUAGGUGUGUUAAAAAACUAGAAACACGAAUCGUAUUAAAAGUUCUGGUAUGUGAAUCGUGACAAGAAGAGGAUAGACGUCAUGCGUUAUAAAUUUAAUGUUUUUUACUGCAACAGCCUACAUUUAGAAAUUAUACAGUAACGCACUGAAUCAUUUAUUAUUUUAGAAGAAUUUUUACCACGGAUAAAGUGACAAUGGAGCUACCAUUAAUCUGGGAUGAGAGCAUGGAGAGCUCAGAGGAGGAUCUCACUCCACGACCUUACCAAUCCCAGGUCUUGGAUAGGGCCCUGGUUCAAAACACAAUAGUAUUUCUUCCAACUGGAUCAGGGAAAACUUUCAUUGCAGUAAUGUUAAUAAAACGAUUAUCUGCUGAUAUACAAGAAAAAUUCUCCAAUGGUGGAAAAAGAACAUUUUUCCUUGUUAAUACUGUAGCUUUGGCUGAACAACAGAAGAACUUUAUACAAAGACAUGCAUGUGUGUCUGUUGGCCACUAUACUGGCGACAUGAAUGUUGAUUAUUGGGCUGAAGAAAAGUGGAGGGAGGAAUUAGACAAAAAUCAGGUACUAGUCAUGACUGCACAGAUUUUACUGGAUAUUCUUAAUCAUAAUUACCUCCAACUGAGCAGCAUUAAUUUGCUUGUAUUUGAUGAAUGUCACCAUGCUGUAAAUCAACACUGCAUGAGUAAGAUAAUGAAGCACUUUGAUUAUUACCCUGAAGAAGAGCAGCCUCGAGUACUGGGCCUCACAGCAACACUUCUUAAUGCUUCUGUCAAGUAUCAUAGAGUUCCUGAGACAGUAACAGUAUUAGAAGACACAUUCAAAAGUAAAAUAGCAACAAUAGAAAAUGUAACUGACGUUGAAAGGUACUGCUCUUUAUUACCCCAGGAUACAUAUACUAAACUUGUUCCAUACUGGUUUCUUGUGGACCAACCAGUGCCUCCUUAUCAGUGCAUUUUGCAACUGCCCAUAAACUCACCACUGAAAGAUGGAUUUAAGGGGAAAAAGAUGCCAAACAAAAAAUUAGCAAAACAGUCUGCAGCCUUUGCAGCAUGUGUAGCUCUUCAUAAAGCUGGAGAAUUAAACAAUCACUUGCUACCAGUGGGACAUUCACCUGAACAAUUUAUUGAUGAAGAAAAGAUAUUUAAUCUCUAUCAGAAAGCUUCAGAAAAUGAGAGCAUGGAACAACCAGGAACAAAGAAAUGUCGACGUACUUACAGCAAGCAGGUCCCAAAGAGCAUGAUUGGAUGUGCUCUUUCUGAACGUGAUCCAUUGUAUAUGCAUGUUCUUUAUAUGACACCAUCAUAUGAGGAACCUCCUGAAGAUAAUACUAGAAGACAUGCAUUUUAUGAAUUACUACAAACAAAACACUAUUUUGCAAUUCUUAGCAGCAAAAAACUUCCUGAGCUCUGUGACUUUCCUGUAUAUCUGAAUGUGGGGCAGGUAGCAGUACAUUUAGUAGUUAAUAAUGCAGUCCUCUAUUUACAAAGUCAUGAAAUAUCAAGCCUUCAACGAUUUCAUGCUAUGUUAUUUUUUGAUUUGUUGAAAUUGAACAAAUCAUAUGUUUUGGCUGAUCCAAAAAGUGAAGAGAACAAUUUCCUCAUUGUUCCUGUUACAAAACAGGAACAAUUGGACACUUAUCUGAUUGACUGGAAUGUGGUUAAAAAUAAAUGUCAUCUCCCUGCUUUUAAACAACCAACUGAAGCCGAGAGGCUUGGAAACGAUUGUGAAUGGUCCAAAUUUCAACAUUCAUUAGUGGUUCCAUGGUACCGUGGAUUACCUCCUGAUCAGGUGUAUGUGGUCACCCAAGUGUGUGAAGAUUUGUCUCCAUUAAGUGCUUUCCCCACUUCUGCAUUUUCAACUUUUGAAGAGUAUUUUCAUGGCAAAUAUUCUCUUGUUAUACAUCAUUCUUCCCAGCCACUAUUUGAAGUUAAAGCUAUCACAAGUCACCUGAAUUGUUUGAAACCCAGGUCAGGUAAUAUGUCAGGAAGGAGCAAGCGAAAAGAAGCCAACGAUGACUUUGAGGAACAUUUAGUGCCAGAAUUGUGUAUACCCAUUGACUUCCCUAGCAGUCUAUGGAUAAAAGCUGUGUGCUUGCCAUCCUGCCUGCACAGAAUAACACAUCUACUUCUAGCUGAAGAACUGCGACAAGAAAUUGCUGAAGAUCUUAAUUUUCAGCCUCAUGCAGGAGAGAAAUUAGAUCUCUUUCCGAUUGAUCCUGUUUGUCUAUCUGAAGAUGAAGAUAAGCCGAAACGUUCUGUCAGUCGUUCAGGUGCUAAAGGAAAUGCAGGAAUCCUCAGCACAAAGACAAGUCUUUGGGGUGGGGAGGGAGAGCCAGUGGAUAUUGAUCGUGAGAGAGUGGAAGAUGUUACACUCAUGGAUAUACUCUAUUAUGAUGAAUUCAUAAAUAAACCUGCAGUACCUAUUGAUGAUUCUUCAUUAGAUGUCAGUGAAAUAAUGAAAAUUGAAGUACCAAGUCCAGAAGAAAUUGUAACACCAACAAUUACCCUACUGCAAGAAAAUCAUGGGGUUCAGCUCUCAAAGAUUUUACAGGCUUUGACUUGUGCAUGUUCUAACGAUGCUUUAAAUCUGGAACGACUGGAGACACUUGGAGAUUCAUUUUUAAAAUUUGCUUCGUCUCUUUUCCUUUUUCUGCGAUACCCUAAACUUGAUGAGGGCAAACUAACUCAAGUCAAAGGAAAAAUUGUGGGUAAUCGUAAUCUAUUUUACUGUGGAAGAAAUCGAGGACUUGUUGGGAAGAUGAAGGUUCAUGAAUUCAACCCAAGAGCUGAUUGGAUACCUCCAAGAUAUUGUAUACCAAAAGAAAUAGUUCAGAGUCUUUUGGAUCAGGAACUGUGCCCAUCUAUACUGUUUGAGAUCUCUUUUACAAGAGAAGAGCAAGAAAGUGGGGUUUUGUCUUCUGCUUCUCAAAAUAAAUGGCAAGAAGUCAUAAAUACAUCUGACAGAAAAUACACUCCUUCUCCUACAGAAAGUCUAAUUGGUAUUCAGUCUGUUCCUGAUAAAAUGGUAGCAGACUGUGUGGAGGCAUUGAUUGGUGCUUAUCUGCAGGGAUAUGGAAUUGAAGGUGCCUUAAAAUUAGUUUGCUGGUUGGGUAUUUUGCCUCCUGAUCUUGCUGAUCCCAAAUACCUACUGGGAUCAUCAUCAAUUUGCUCUCCUUAUGUUUCUCACGAAAAUAACCAUGAAGAAAAACUGAAUUACCUGCUACUUGAGUCUGAGGUAGAGAAACUAGAGAAGCGUAUCAAUUAUGUGUUUAAAGACAGGGGAUAUUUAUUGCAAGCAUUGAGUCAUGCUUCUUACAGUCAGAAUAGACUGACAGAUUGUUACCAGCGCCUUGAAUUUCUUGGUGAUGCUAUACUUGAUUUUCUUGUCACAUGCCACAUUUAUGAGCACUGUGGAGGUUUAUCACCUGGAGAUUUGACAGAUCUUCGUUCAGCUUUAGUCAAUAACAUAACAUUUGGUUCAUUAGCUGUUCGAUAUGGUUUUCAUCAAUUUUGUCGCUAUGAUUCUCCAAAGUUGUUUGAAAAAAUUGAUGCCUUUGUCAAUUUUCAAGAGAAACAUGGUCAUAGAAUCAAUGAAGAUGUUUUACUUCUUAUAGAUGAAGUUCCAGGUUUUAUUGGAGAAUCAGUUGAUGUGCCUAAAGUUCUUGGUGAUUUGUUUGAGUCUGUAGCUGGUGCUAUUUAUCUUGAUUCUGGAAAAAGUCUAUCAACAGUAUGGGAUGUUUAUUACAGAUUAAUGAAGAAUGAAAUAGAGCUCUUUAGUCAAGAUAUCCCAAAGCAGCCAGUUAGAAUACUUUACGAGUUGUGCAACCCACCUCCAGUUUUCAGCACAACUUAUCCCAUAGAUGACGUAAGAAAGGUCAUAGUAGAAUUAGAAGUAAUAGAGAAAGGCGAGAAGAACAGAUAUUAUGGAGUUGGUGAAAAUAAAACGGAAGCUAAGAGAACAGCAGCUAAACUUGCUCUGCGACAAAUGAAAAGUGAUGGGGUGUUUUAAUGACAACCAGCGUUUUUGAUUAAACUAUAGUAAGAAGCAUUCUAAAAGACUGAAAUGAAGACAGAAAUAAAUUCCAAUUCAUCUAUCACUUUAUAAAUAUUAUUUUUAAUAUAUUUCUAUUGUUUUUUGACAUUAUUUAUGUAUAAUUAUUUUUGGGGAAAAAUAUUUUUAUUUACGUUUGUAGAUUGCAAAUAAUGAAGCAACUUUUGUAUAUUUAUUGUACAUCCAGAUUAUAUGAAUAUUAGAUAUUAAGUGUUCCAAUCUUAAAUCAGCAGAAAUUGCCUGUAUGUGUUUUCAUAUGUAUACAGAAAUUGUAAUAUAACAGUAUGUCAAGUGUUUCAGUAUCAUGUAAAAUGUCCAGGUUUUAAUUAUUGAUAUACUUACAAAAAAUAUGUACCAGAGUCAUUCCAUGUCAAAUUGCAGUCACUAUGUCUCAGCAUCUUGUUACUUUUCUGUGAGUUCAAAGAUUGUCCCAUUUUGGAACUUACCAGACGUACAAAAAACUCUUCAAAGAAUACAGUGGUAUAUUUUUCGAAUUUUUUAAUUGUCAGGUAAAGGAAGAAAUGUAAAAAAUAGCAAUAAAGUAAAUCACAAAAUGGUUUUACAAAACUUGAUAAAUUCAAUGCAUACAUCACAUGAAAGAGUAUCAUUUGUUCUUUAAUGUACCAAACUAUUGAGUUUUUGCCACAAUUACUACACAAAUCAUAAACCAUUAACUUAAGCAAUCCAAUCAUUCUUUCAAAACUUUGAGAAUUAAAAACGUCUUGCAAAAACAUCCUUAGGAAAAAAUUUACAAUGCAAAUUUCAUAUUUUUGCAAAUAUUCUUCACAAAAAAUAAGUUUAAAUAUCUGGAACAUGAAGGUCAAAUUUUCCUUAAAUUUGUGCGAUUUGACAUGGAAUGACUCACCUAAUCCUUGAACACAUAUGUUCCCAUUUCCCCAAAUAUGCGAUGGCCAUUCUUCAUUCUCUUUCUUCAUUCAAAUGUCUGAGGUUGUGAAUAUUAUGAUCUCAUCAGAAAUGUACAUCCUUGAUAGUCUUUAUAUACAAAUUCUGAAAUUUCUGACCGCUACUUGUUGAUUUAGCUAAGAUCACUAAAGUAUUGUAAGACCCUGGUCAGGGUGUAACUUGUCAUAGUUUAGAUUUUUUUUCUAAAACCAUGCAUAUUUUAAAUUUUUGUGUUGUAAGUGGUUAAGUUGGAGGGAAAAGCUAAUGAUAAUGCAAGUUGUUGCUUUGCACCAAUAAUCAGCUUUAUCAAUGGCUUUAAUAUUUAUAGCAAAGCACCAAUUGUUUCGUGCUUUGGAACACUGUAGAGGUUUAUUUAAACAACAUAUUGAUUCCAGGUAAAAGUUGCUAAUAAUUUAUAUCAGAUAGCUCUAAAAAUGGCCUUGCAUCAUACGUGCAUAUGACACUGAGUACACAAGAAUAUAAAAAAAAUUAAUAUGGGAAUAUAUGGGUUCAUUUUGAGAAAACAUUUAGAAGUAUAAUUAUGCAAUUUUGCAGUUUGACCUUUUUUGUGUGUAUCGAUUAACAAAGAAUUUUUUUUUUUAUUUAAAACGUUUUAUUAUUAUUAUUAUUAUUAUUAUUAUUAUUAUUAUUAUAGUAACAGUAUACAGCGAAACCUGCUUAAAUGGCCAUAUUUGAUUGGAAUGGAUUCGUUUUUGCACUAGACAUGUAAAUAUUCCAUCUUUUACGCAGUCACCUGGCCUUGCAACGAGUGGCCUAGCAAAUUUCAUAGAUAAUCCUGUAUUAAGUGGUUAUUUCUAAUGAUUUUUCACCAUAAUAGAAUAGAGGAAAAGAUGUAAAGAUUUCUGAGGAUUCAACAUUCAUGUAUUGUAUGUUAGCUUCAGAAGAUGAUCACCUUCGUUAAUUCACUCUUUUAUUUGAUGUCUGAGCUCAAAAGUUUCCAGAGAAUGAGAACUGCCCCCUUCAGACCUAGUUUGUUUUGUUAAGGACAGAAAAUAAGUUUUUUAAUUAGUGAAUGAAGUCAAGGUAUGGCACUAGUCGAGGAGGAGUAAUUAAUCCUAUAUCCCUUGUUUGAGUUGAGUUUAAUAGCUUCAGAUUAUCAAAACAAUUUUAAAGAAACUACACACAUUUUAUAGACAAGUUAUAUAUUUAAGACAGGUUUCACUGUAUUUGCAUUUGUCAUGGAAUAUUUGUCUUUUGGAAAAUGUUUCCUUGUGUCAAUUUGAUUGAUCUAAUUAAUGACUGUCCAAAAGAUGUGUGUUUACAAAAGGAAUCUUUUUAUGUGGAAGGAAGAGUAUAUUUUGCUUAACAGUAGCUUAUUAAGUAUGGUUGUAAUGGAGUAUUUUCAGUGAAAGAAUUUGUUCAUAUAGUAGUAUUUUUGUGUGUUAAGAAUAAAAAUGAAAACCAAAUUGUUAAGACAAAAUUAUUUUAUUAAACUUAUUAUUAUUAUUAUUAUUAUUAUUGUUGUUAUUGGUAUUAUGAUAUUGGUAUUAUUAUUAUUUUUUAAACUUUAAUCAUGAAUUGUAAUUAACCAUUUGAAAUCACAUGUUAUAAUUAAAAAUUAUUCUUUAACCAUUUUUAUUCGUCUUUCUUUCUAUCUCAUUUGUUUUGCUGAAUAAAAGUUUAGAUUACUAAA